AUGAAGAGCAUCUUGGAAAUGUACCCUGAAUACCAGGACACCUCCGUCCUCGACAAGCUGCGAGAAACCGAAUACAACUAUCUCGACGAACAGGACCAUCUCUAUCUGGACUACACCGGCGCAGGUCUUGCAGCAAAAGCGCAGUAUCGUGCGCACGAAGAACGUCUAACGAACAGCCUCUACGGCAACCCGCACUCGAUCAACCCUACCAGCGAGGCAUCCACACACCUGGUGGAACAAGCCCGCGCGCGCGUGCUGUCCUAUCUCAACGCCUCCGCCAAAGAAUACACCGUGAUCUUCACGCAGAAUGCCACCGGCGCAGCCCGGCUCGUGGGCGAAGCCUACCCAUUCAGCCGGAGCAAGAAACUCAUCCUGACGUCCGACAACCACAACUCCGUCAACGGCAUCCGCGAGUUCGCCCGGCGGAAGCACGCCCGCACGGUCUAUCUGCCCGUGCAGGCGCCCGAUCUGCGCGUCGAUUCCGCAACGCUCGCGUCAGCACUAGGCGGGCUGUGCUGGCAUGGCGCCGGGCUGGGGGUGUUCAGGCGCGGCACGACACGCCGGCGAAAGGGACUAUUCGCGUACCCCGCGCAGAGCAACUUCAGCGGCGUGCGCCAUCCGCUGGCGUGGGUGAGCCUGGCACAACGCUGCGGCUACGACGUGCUGCUGGAUGCGGCCGCCUAUCUGCCCACGGCGCGCCUGGACCUCUCGUCGCCCGCUUGUCAGCCCGAGUUCAUCAUGGUGAGCUGGUACAAGGUGUUCGGCUACCCAACGGGGGUGGGCUGUCUGGUCGCGCGGCGCGACGCGCUCGCCCGGCUGGCUCGCCCGUGGUUCUCCGGCGGCACCAUCCAGGCCGUCAGCGUAGGGAUCCCCUGGCACCAGAUGGCGGCGGAUGAGAGUGCCUUCGAGGACGGCACACUGAACUUCCUCUCGAUCCCCGACGUGCGCGUCGGCCUGGACUGGCUGGAGCACAUCGACAUCAGCGUCGUGGCGACGCGCGUGCGCUGUCUCACUGGCUGGUUCUUGGAGCGCCUGCGCGGCCUGGCGCACAGCGACGGCCGCCCCAUGGUCAGAAUCUACGGCCCGACGGGGACAUCCAUGCGCGGGGCUACUGUGUCGUUCAACUUCCUCGACGCGGCUGGCAGGGUCGUCGACGAGCGCCUCGUGGCCCGCGAGUCCGCCGCCCACCGCAUCUCCCUGCGCACUGGGUGUUUUUGCAAUCCGGGCGGUGGCGAGAAUGCAUUCGGCCUGGACGUGCCGUCGCUACGUCAGCUGCGCCGUCUGUCCAAGACGGCGUCCCUGGACGAGUACAUCGAGCUCCUGGGGCUGCCGUCGGCGGGCGCGGUCCGUGUCUCUUUCGGGAUUGCGUCGACGGCCGGAGACGUCGAUCGCUUCAUUGCUUUUGCAGAGAGCACCUAUCGUGACCGCGUGACUGGCAGUGAGGAUUUGCCGGCGCGCGAGCAUUGUUGA
Aspergillus terreus NIH2624 is the source of this 1470-nucleotide messenger RNA. RefSeq lists its product as uncharacterized. The record is from RefSeq and is a predicted model, not a curated record. The transcript has a single exon. The coding region runs from base 1 to 1470 and encodes 489 amino acids. Lineage: Eukaryota; Fungi; Ascomycota; Eurotiomycetes; Eurotiales; Aspergillaceae.